AUGGGCGUGGCCUGGGACCCAUGGGUGCCUAUCCUCCUCGGGAAGAAGCCGAUCUCGUCCCUCGUGUUGCCCCCGGCUCUUCCCUUUCAACACCCCUUGCUGGCGCUCCAGGCCGAUAAUAAAGGGGCAGGAUGGCGACUUGCGCCUACCCUUCGAUCUACGCAGAGCCAGAUGGCCAAUGGGCUGACUGUAGACCUCCUUGCUGCCGCACAGCGAGAGGCCAAUUUCCUGCGUAUGAUCGACCGGAAGGCGCCGCUUCUCUACGAGCCGGAUGUCGUGAAUCAGGCGAUACGGCGCUAUGAGCAAUAUUGGUUACCAAUGCAGGCGCGACACCCCGACAUCAACGUUAUUCCCCCACUGGAUGUCCAUUGGAUAUGGCACACCCAUAUGCUCAGCCCAACACAUUACCACGAGGACUGCCAGAAGAUUUGCGGGAAAGUGAUCGAUCAUAAGCUUCUAUCGUCGGAUGAGAUUCAGAAAAGAUAUGAAGCCUCCGUACGCGCGUGGGAUGAAUAUUGCAGCCCGGAACCGUACGACUUCCUCGCCAGCCCAACCCCAGCCGCCACCUAUGAACUCCAGUCCGGCUAUGACAUUGCCGCCGCCGUACAGCGCCAACGAAACUUCAACUAUCAAGUCUCACUACCACACUAUACGUCGACCAAAUUUCUUUCCGAAGCCGUCCGUCGUUAUAUUCAGUUCCUACUCCUCAAGCAGAGCUACCACGAUCAGUUCCUGACACCGUGCUACGAUUUCGACAUCAUCUGGCACACGCAUCAGGUCCACCCGCUCAAUUAUGAGCGGGAUUGUAUCGCAAUCUUUGGGAGCCUUUUGAAGCAUGAUGAUGGGGUAAACGACCGCUCGAAGGGAAGCAAACUGCUAAAGGGCGAGGCGGUGACAAAAAAGUUAUGGACCACACAUUUCGAUGAAGCCUUUUGGCGACGAGGUUGUAUGUAUCGCGGUCACAACGCGCCGGCUUUUCUCGGCUUCGAAUCGCAGGAUUUGUCGAAUAUCGCCUAUGGAGAUUUACACGUCCCUUCCAUUGCGCUAAAAGAUAUCCCCGUGCAGCGCGAGCAACUGCGGCUAAAACUCUGCUACGGCAACAAGAAGGUGACAACAUUCAACGCUGAUCUCUCCCAAAAACAAGUAACAAAAUCGGGCUUUUCCCUGGUUUGGCAGCCAACCGACAGCUCUUCCUCGGCUUCUAUCGUCAAGUUUCCGUUUGAGAGGAAAUGUUCGAAGGAUCUCUUCGUUGAGCUCGAGCUGUUCGACAAAAUGUUCCUGCAGAAGAAAGACCUGGUCCGGUUGAUUGGGCGCGUCUCGCUAGAUGAUCUCCUCCCCCCGACAAACAGCAAAUCGGCGCACAACGUGGCGGAUGUGCCCUUGCAGACAAAAGACUACGAUCCAGAGUUGAAUGCUCGUGUCACCGUCACGACUAGCGUCACGCUCAACCGAGAGCUUCAACUAUUGGCCGGCGAUUUUCAAGAAACCGCCCUGCAAGUCGAUACUCAUUUGUGGUUCCUGUGUCAGUGCGCUUCAUUGAAUCGGCAAGCCAUGCAACCUGGCGUCACCGUCCAUCUAGCAACACACACAGUAAUGGAUACGCGCGAUGGAACCAAAUUCACCGUACAAGUCGUCCAUUCCGCCCCGCUACUACUGUCAAUGAUCCUGGUGUAUGGCCGAGAGCAACGGCUGCUUUCUAUGGCUCACCUCAUUGGAGCGGAUAGUUUGCCCAGUCGCGAGCAGCUCGAUAAUAACUUGCAAUUCCUACCUCACCUGUCGUCACCAGAAGAGCGCGCCUUUGUCAUUGUCAAUCGCGAGGGAGAUUAUGCGAUUGUGAAAGGAAGAUGGACAGGAUUUGCGAGGAAACAGGAAACGCCAAACGUCACCGUAAAAGGCCAAAAAUCGAAGCCCGGAAACCCGGGCCGAUUGCUUGUCGACGCGUUCAAUUUGCUGAAAAACACUGUGCAAAAGCUGGAAGUUCCAACGGCUGAGGGGAGCACGCUUUUUGUCAUUGGAGACGCACAAGCUCGCCUUCCCGGCAAGCGAAUCGAGGUCCGCUCGACAGCCACCGCCGAGCACAUCGCCGCCGUGUUUUGCGUGUCGACCCUUUUCGUGCUGUGCAACCCGGAUAAAGUGCGCGCCCGAACCGAAGCAACAACCGUCGGCCACCAAGCCCAUAAAUGGCCCCUAACCCUGGCGUGUGGAUAUGGCAAACAACUGCCAUCCAACCGUAUCAUUGCCGCCGGUGACUACGGCGGAGGCGGAGGUGGAUGCGACGGUGGUGCUUGUGGAGCGUGCGGUGCCUGCGGCGCUUGCGGUGCAUGCGGAGGCUGCGGAGGCUGUGGCGGAUGCGGUGGAUGCGGAGGUUGCGGA
Molecule: messenger RNA, 2373 nt
Organism: Mesorhabditis spiculigera
Lineage: Eukaryota; Metazoa; Nematoda; Chromadorea; Rhabditida; Rhabditidae
Source: the annotation of a GenBank genome assembly